CUGUGGUGAUCAUUGUCAGCCAGGGGAGGAUACAGCAGGGUACAGCAGAAGCAGUGGUGAAUGUCCCGAGGGCGUCGCAGGUUGGAACUCAAAGUGGACUGCGCGUGCGGUGGCUGGGUGUAGUCGAAGCCCAAACACCUAGCGCGCGCCACACUCGAGAGAAGGACGUUUUCAUGGAGUGCGAGUCAGAUUUUUAGGAUAAGAUCGAGAGAACCUUUUCACUCUUACUGUGCGUGCAAACGCCGACUGAGCCGAGGAAGAAAAAGCAUAAAUAUGGCUUCUAGCAUACUGCACUUGGGCUUCUUUGCAAUUUACAUGAUUCAAACGGGCUUUGGAUUCAACAUUGACGUCCGUUUCCCGGUAAUGAAAGAGGGAAAGACCAAGGGGAGCUUCUUUGGAUUUUCUGUUGCGCAGCACAGACAGACUGAAAAGACAAAAAAGUACCUUCUCCUGGCUGGGGCUCCCAAAGAGAAGGCCCUCUCUCAGUUCAGAGUAAACGAGACCGGAGCCAUCUACUCCUGUCCCAUCACCACCCAGCUGGAUGACUGCACCAGAGUGGACUUCAUCACUUCAAUGGACUCAUUUGAGAUGAUCGAGGACAUGUGGCUGGGGGUGACUGUAGCCAGCCAGAGACUGCGUGGUGGGCGGGUGCUGGCAUGUGGUCACCGCUACGUAAAAAUAGUGCGUGGGGGAACGGAGGAGCAGCGGCGAAUGGUGGGCAAGUGCUUCGUGCGGGGCAACGACCUGACCUACAACCAGGAUGAUGACUGGCAGACACACACCUACGAGGUAUGCAACCCCAACUUCGACAUGGAGCUGGAAGGCAUGUGCAACAUGGGCAUUUCCGCUGGCAUUACGGACACGGAUGUCUACAUCGGCUGCACCGGCAGCUUUGAGUGGCAGGGUAAUGUCCAUGUAACGUGGAGAGACACCACCCCAGGGAACUCCUGGGAUUACACUGAAUCAGCUUUUCGUCCUCAGGGCAGGCGGAACAGUUACAUGGGAUAUUCUGUGACUGAAGACAGAAAGCUGUUGAGCAAGGAAAACUACACAGUGGUUACUGGGGCUCCCAGAGACGAGUCCAGAGGGUCUGUUACCCUAGCAACAAAAGGACAGUCCAUCCUCAAAGCUAUCAUUACAAUCCAAGGGGAGCAAGUGGGAUCUUACUUUGGCAGCAGUAUAGCUGUGGCAGAUCUCAACAACGACGACUGGAAUGACCUGCUUGUCGGUGCGCCAUUCUACUUCGACCGCUACAAGGAGCACGAAGGAGCAGUGUACAUCUUCAUGAAUGAAAACGGAUCUUUCCAGAAUAAAGCUAACAUGGUCCUGAAGGGUGUUAAGGGUUCGGCGUUUGGGUUUGCUGUGGCAGCCGUGGGAGAUGUCAAUCAGGAUGGAUUCCAAGAUUUUGCAGUGGGAGCUCCUUUUCAUGAUUCUGGCAGGGUCUACAUUUGGAUGGGGAGCCAGAAAGGAAUAACAGUAGAUCCCAGUCAGGUGAUUGAAGGGCGUUCAGUGGGCUCUGGUAAGUUCAGCACCUUUGGCUACUCUAUCAGCGGUGGCAUGGACAUGGAUGGAAACCAAUACCCCGAUAUCUUAGUGGGCUCUCUCGAUGACUGCAUAGCCCUUCUAAGGGCUCGUCCUGUCAUCCAUUUAUCCCAAAAUUUCACAGUAGAGCCAAAGAUUGUUGAUCCCAGCCAGUGCAAAAAUCCUUGUGUGACGGUGAAGAUCUGCUUCGGUUACACGCUGAGCAGUGGAAAGCGUGGCUUCAAGAACAGCAUCACUGUGAACUACACCAUAGAGGCGGAUCGUGGCAGACGGAGUGCCAGGGUGCAGUUCCCCGGCAGUAAGCUGAGCACGUUCACUGGCCUCAUGUCCUUCUCCUCUCCAGCCUGCCAGGAGCUUGGGCUCACCGUGAGCGAGCAGCUGAGGAACAAGCUGGAGCCCAUUGUGUUUCUCUUGAACGUCUCGCUCCAUGAGCAGGAACCCUCCAGCCCACAGACCCUGCAGAACCUGGAUGCGUUCCCCGUGCUGAGCGCCCAGCAAAGGCUGACGGAGAAAGCUGAGAUCAACUUCCAGAAGGAAUGCGGUUCUGAUAACAAAUGCAGCAGUAACCUACAGCUGAAGGCCCAGUUUGUGAAUGAACAGCAAACCCCUUUCCCCAGCAGCCAGGGUGGAGGUCAGACCAUGGAAUACAACACCAACAUAAAGAAGCUUUUGUUGAUGGUGGAGGUGACUAAUCUGCCUGAACAUGGCAGGGAGGCCGAAGAUGCCCAUCAGGCCAUGCUCAACAUCACCAUUCCCACAGCACUCAAGUACUCUGGCUGGCGCUCCCAGGACAUUGUUUGUAGCGCUCACACGACAAUUAAUUGUGAUCUGGGAAACCCAUUUAAGAGCAACAAAAGGGUGUCCUUCCUGAUUAUAUUUGAGACAUUUAUUACACUCUACACUGAACAAAUUGAGUUGCAGGUCCAGCUGUCUACUCUGAGUGAACAGAGUGAUCUGUAUCCUGUCCCGGUUGUCCUCACUGUGGAAAACAAAGUUCUCACCUCCUUCUCCAUAGAUAUGAGAAAGGUGACGACUUCGUUCAGUGGCAGAGUUGUAGGGGAGUCAGGCAUGCGCACCACUGGUGAUGUGGGUAGUCUAGUGGAGUUUGCCUUUCAGGUGAGUGUGGAGGGUGAACCACUGGGUGAGCUUGGCACACUGGUGGUGGACUUCGAGUGGCCAUACGAGGUGAUGAACGGUAAAUGGCUGUUGUAUCUAACAGAGAUCUUAACCAGCGGCACGUCCAGGUCACACUGCACUCCCCCUGGGGGAGUCGUCAACACACUCAAUCUCACCAUAUCAGCCAGGGCUCCCAAACGGCAGAGACGAGACUCCAACAUCAAUCUGCCACAAACAGAAGCUGCAAUAAACAUCUUCACUCCUCGCAAAGAGACCUACCUGCUGGAGUGCUCAAAGCGAACAGCGCGCUGCAUGAUCUUCUCCUGCCCUCUGAGCAACAUGUCCACCAGGGCCACGGUCACUGUCAGGGCACGGGUGUGGAACAGCACCAUGCUGGAGGACUACUUCAAUGCGUUUCAAGUUAUCGUGAAGGGCCGCACCACACUGAGGUUGGUCACAGAUAAACCUGCCAUCAAGAUGGACAGCAGCAGCCAAGAGUUUGUGGUCGAAAUUGAUCCUGAUCUUAGAGAAGAAACUCCAUAUGAUGCCCCUCUCUGGAUCUACAUGGUUGCAGGUGUAGCGGGAAUUCUCUUAUUAGGGCUCAUCAGUCUCAUAUUGUGGAAGUGCGGUUUCUUUAAGCGGGCCAGUCGAAGGGAGAUGUACGAGGCCAAGGCCCAAAAAGCUGAGAUGAAGAUACAGCCAUCCGAGACCGAGAGGUUAACUGAGGACUACUGAGAGCAUGGGAGGGGGCCUUCUGUCAGCCCUCUCCCAGUGCCCGCUGUUGGUGCCCAUCGUGUGGAUUCUUUAAGAGGGCUGUCUACUACAAGGUAAUGACUAAGUACCAUGGAGUGAAAAUCUGUGAAGAGGAGAGGUAUGCGCUUAGCUGGGCAGUCCAGCCCGAGCACAACCUCAGCAAAAAACUCUGGGUCACGAACUGGAGAGAAAUGCAUUAAUAUUACUACUGAAAUGUCUGAUCAGCCACCAACUCAGUAGACAAAUUUCCACUGGGGGUCUUAUUACCUCCGGCCUUAAAGGAAACAGACGUUACACAUUGGCUGCUCAGGGCAUUGCUUACACUACACGAGUCAACAAGAAGUGGGUCAUGAGUGAAUUUAUUCUGAGCUACGCUGCAGUCUAGUGCAAUAUUCUGUCACGUGUUGCACCUCUAUGAA
Molecule: messenger RNA, 3830 nt
Organism: Electrophorus electricus (electric eel)
Lineage: Eukaryota; Metazoa; Chordata; Actinopteri; Gymnotiformes; Gymnotidae
Gene: itga3b
Product: integrin, alpha 3b
Biological process (GO): cell adhesion mediated by integrin; cell-matrix adhesion; cell-cell adhesion
Cellular component (GO): external side of plasma membrane; integrin complex
Molecular function (GO): integrin binding
Source: RefSeq, a predicted model, not a curated record